This is a messenger RNA of Spinacia oleracea (spinach), 921 nucleotides long. RefSeq lists its product as uncharacterized. The record is from RefSeq and is a predicted model, not a curated record. Lineage: Eukaryota; Viridiplantae; Streptophyta; Magnoliopsida; Caryophyllales; Amaranthaceae. The coding region runs from base 1 to 921 and encodes 306 amino acids. The transcript is spliced from 2 exons.
AUGUAUAGAUUUGGUGAUGUCUUUAAGAAAGUAGCAGCUAGUAAACCACGUACCUAUGAUGGAAAGGAAGACCCUGCAAGUCUAGAAAACUGGCUUAGAGAAUUUGACAAACUGUUUGAUGCUAUCAAUUGCCCUGAAGACCUAAAAAUCAAUAAUGUUGUGUACUAUCUAAGGGAAGAAGCUAAUCUAUGGUGGUCACAACGAAAGAAAGACUUAAUGAUCAAACCUGAUUUUGAUUGGGAAGCCAUGAAAGAAGCCUUAAGAGCUAAGUUUUACCCUCCCUAUCUAAAGAAGCAGAAAUGCCUAGAAUAUACAAACCUUAUAAUGGGGACCAUGACUGUGAAUGAGUAUUACACCAAGUUCAUAGAGCUAAUGAGGUUUGCACCUGAAAUAGUCCCAACUGAAGCCAUAAAAGCUCAAAGGUUUGAGCAAGGGUUAACUUUGAAAUUGCAAGGGAAGCUUGGGGGAGUUAACUUUGAAUCCUUAGAUGAUGUUUAUGGACGUGCAGCUCACCUGUAUGGGAUUAAAGGAAGAGAGCUUGAUGGAAAUUCUGGUGAAAAGAGGAAAGGAAAUGGAAACUUCCAAGGGAAUGAGAAGAAACCUAAGCUGGAUGGGGGAAAAGAUUGUGAGGGAAACCUAGUUACUUGUUAUUUCUGUAAGAAGCAAGGGAAUCGUGAGUUUGAAUGCUACAAGAAAGCAUUUGAGGAAUCAACAUAUAACCUAGGCCAUAAUGGGAAAAAUUCACACUCAAAUCAACAAGGAUUAAGCCAGCAGGAUGGAAUCAACAACACCAAACCUGGAGGUGGGAAUAACGCCACCCAAUUGAAGGGACAAUUGUUCGUUAUGAAUCAUCGUGAAGCUGAAAACGCGUAUGAAGUAGAAGCUGGUACUUUUUCUAUUUAUGAUCUACUUGCUAGCUAA